AUGCAAGAGGAUACUGAGGGGGAUUUGGGAACGACGUCGCUUGGGAUAUGGUAUUUGUCGUUCACGUUUUUCUCGCUGGUGGCGUCUCCGGUGGUUAGGAAGCUGGGAUCAAAGAAUGCUUUGAUUCUUGGGACUAGUGGGUAUUGGUUGUUCAUCGCUGCCGCCAAUUUGAAGCCUACUUGGUAUACUAUGGUUCCAGCUUCAUUGUACAUGGGUUUUGCUGCUUCCAUUAUAUGGGUUGGGCAGGGGACAUAUUUGACUUCCACAGCGCGUAGUCAUGCCAAAGAUAAUAGCUUACAUGAAGGGACGAUUAUUGGCCAGUUCAAUGGAGAGUUUUAGGGAACGUUUGCCUGUCACCUGUUUGUGGGAAAUCUCAUAUCGCUCGCCUUGCUAAGUGAUGGAACGGGGGGAAGUACUAAUGGCACAACCUUAUUAUUCAGUGUAUUUCUUGUCAGUAUGACCUUAGGUACCAUACUGAUGUGCUUUUUGCUUAAAAGGGGUAUUAAAGAGGAGGACCCCCAGGGUCCUUUCCUCAACUUGUAUGCUUCUGUAAUAUCGUUGUCGAAGACAGUAAUUAGACCUUUGUAUGAUGUACGGAUGCUAUUGAUCAUCCCCCUCAUGGCAUAUUCAGGAUUGCAACAAGCAUUUGUUUGGGCUGAAUACACUAAGUAUGUUGUUAGUCCAACGCUUGGUGUCUCUGGUGUUGGUGGUGCAAUGGCAGUUUAUGGGGCUUGUGAUGCAAUAUGUUCACUGGCUGCAGGUCGAUUUACAUCUGGUCUCAGGUCCAUCACAAUAAUAGUUUCUGCUGGAGUUUUCUUUCAGACCAUGAUAUUUCUCUGGCUUCUUCUAAUAUACAGUCCAGUGAGUGGAGUACCUGGAACUGUAUACCCUCUUAUAAUGGCAGCCGCAUUGGGCAUUGGUGAUGGAGUCUUAAAUACACAACUCAGUGCUUUGCUUGCCAUAUACUUCAAACAUGAUACUGAAGGUGCAUUUGCACAGCUCAAGGUCUGGCAGAGUGGUACUAUUGCAGUGGUCUUCUUUAGCAGUCCAUACAUCUCAUUCAAUAUAAUGCUGGUGGUUAUGCUUGUUACAAUCUCUAUUUCAUAUGGUGGCUUUAUUUCUCUAUCUCUUCGAGAGAAAGCGCUCUCCCAUUGUAGUUCAUAAUGUGUAUGGAGUGAAUGUCUACUAGGAAAUCAGCUUGUGUAUACUAGCAGGUAUAUGUAAUGUUAAUCGUU
This is a messenger RNA of Argentina anserina (silverweed cinquefoil), 1235 nucleotides long. RefSeq names its product UNC93-like protein 3. NCBI's taxonomy places the organism in Eukaryota, Viridiplantae, Streptophyta, Magnoliopsida, Rosales, Rosaceae. The record is from RefSeq and is a predicted model, not a curated record.